GCAAACUGUGUCAAGUUGUUUAGAACCGCCUUCAGUUAUUAUUUGGGCCUGUCCCAACAUCAAAGUGUAUCAACUGCUAUCUCUUAUCUGACACUGCACUCUCUUGCGGGACGAACAGAUUGAUUGCGCUCAGGCGGCUGGCGGCUGGCGGUGUUGGGCGACUAGACAGAGUGGAACAAUUGUGUGCUGCGUGCAGCGAGAUCAAUGAUGCGAUUCGUCCAGGAAGCAAGGCACCCAACUACGGGCGGCGGCGGUUAGAUCGAGGGCAUCGAGAUUCGACACGAUCGGACGGAUAAGGUUGGCCGAGGAAAAAAGAAGUUCAAACGGACGGUUCUCUGUGCCCGCUGUUCGACUGAUGGUUUGCGAGGUAUGUACUUGGAAGUGAAAUGGAAACGAAAUCGAAACGGGAAUGUGAAGACCGGAGAAAAUGCUGUCGAAGCAGAGGAAGAGACGGCAGAGCGCACUGGCAGUGGAUGGAUUCGCGUGGGCCGGUCAGUAGGUACAGUUGUAGUCGUAACAGCAACUGGUUGGCGGUUCAAGUUGACGGUGAUAUCAACUGCGGGUGCCAGUGACAGCGAUUUUCCUGUGAAAGGGACCCAGCGCCCGGCGGUGAUAAAGCGAGAGUCGACGAGUGAAGGGCCUCCGUGGCUUGUAUGUCCUCCUACUAGUACCAGGUAGUCUCGCAGAAUGAGCAGAUGUGAUAGAACUCAACGAUCGGAUCGAUUGAUGACGGUGGGCGGGAGAGCAGUCGGAUGGUCCUUGCGUUGGAUUAUGGGAUUAUGGGCUUUAUUAUGAUGGGUCAGUACCAGCAGCCAUGGCAGUGAUGAUAGUGACGAUAGACGGUGUAUGUAUUCCCUUAUUUAUUGCUACGAACAUGGACAGCGAUGAGACUAAUGCGAUCAGAGAAGCAGUGCGAUGCAUAGACACAUCAUUGUACAGGAAAGCCAGGUACAUAGUACUCCUCUGGUUGUAUACCGGCGCAGUUCAAUCCUGUUUUCUGUUCCGUGACGAGUACCUGGUCGUGGUAGUUGUAUACAAUUUCACUCCCGGUGCCUGCGCUGCAAUUUGGCCCCCGCUGCCACUGCGGCGCCACCUGCGCAACUCGCGGGCACACAGCCUUAUUUAACAAGCCUAAAGCUGGCGCCACGUCUUCCCCAUCCAUCGCAAUUCGGAGCUGUCAAUUGACUCUCUAUUAAUUAAGCCUUGACCUCAAUCGAGAAAAGAAAAGUUGCUUACGUUGUACAUACCUACAGCCUGCUGUCUGCCAUCAUCUCAGACCAUGCUCGAGCUCCGUGUCGGACACUUCCACAGCCCCUGAAAAGUCCUCAACGUCGAAUCUCGCGAUCAUGAACCCCACACAAUCUUUUCGGCAGAUUCUCCCAGUUCGGUGACACCGGCCACCAUUGAAAGAGAAGGAACAGAAAAAUCCUACAACAUAAUACCAGCUAUACAGUAUAUACCACAGAAAGGAAACGAAUCCCAGCUCGGGACCAGGCCUGUGCUGUAUUUCAGCAUUAGGUUCCCGAAAAUGGGCUUCAUAUCCCCGCCAAAGUCCCCAUUCGCCCCUCCAUCCCUUAUAUACCAGCUAAUCUACCACCCUCUCACCACCCUCAUCGCACUUUUACACCAUUUGAUCCUCUGGCUGCGUGGACGACCAUACGUACCACCGAAGAACAAAGUGCCCAUCCGCGUCGUGUGCCUCUCUGACACGCACUCCAAGAUCCCACCCACUUCGAUUCCAAAAGGCGACCUACUCAUCCACUCUGGCGACCUCACCAACGCAGGCACACUGACAUCGAUCCAACAAUCGAUCGACUGGCUCAAGACGCUCCAGAAGCCAUGGUACGGCUCGAGCGACGGGUUCCGACAUAUCGUCGUAGUGGCCGGCAACCACGACAGCUACUUUGACGAGCGCAGCCGGAGUUUCCACGACUCGAAAAACACCCGGCGCAAACUCGACUGGGGCAAGAUCCACUACCUCGAACACUCGGGCGUCACUCUCCCAUUUCCCGACGGACGAGAACUCAAGGUUUACGGCGCGCCUCAGAUCCCCAAGUGCGGCGGCAAGGACUUUGCCUUUCAAUACGUCCGCGGGCAAGACGCUUGGAGCAACACCAUUCCCGACGAUGUUGAUGUGCUGGUCACCCAUAACCCGCCCAAGUGGCAUUUGGAUAUCCCGCAGAACGGCGGCAUGGGCGACGAGUUCGAGCUGCGCGAGGUCUGGCGCGUCAAGCCGACCUUGCAUGCUUUUGGCCAUGUCCACUCGGGCUACGGCAUCGAGUCCGUCUGGUGGGACGAGAGCCAGAAGGCCUGGGAGGAGUACCUGGCCUACGCAUACAGCAAACCCGCCGGCACCACCACAAGCCACCGCCUGCUUCUCUCCGAACUCGUCGAUUUCCAGCUCUGGGCUAUGGCUUUCAAGUCGCUCGUUGCGGAUGUCAGAGGCCUCCUCUGGACGAGGAUCUGGGGUGGCGCCGGGCAAGGCGGCUUCAUGGUCAACGGUGCCUUGACCUACCGAACUACGGAUAAGCUGGCGAAUAAGCCCAAAGUAGUCGACUUGUAGAUGUUACAAACAAACUCGACCUCAUGUAAAACGACUGAUUGACAUGGCUGCGCAAUAUAAUUAAAUGCAGCAUCCACGUGUAGAAGCAACGGAGAUUACGCACACGUUCGACGAAAAAAAAGAGAAUAGAAAUUCAGCUUCGUUCACGAGUCCA
Messenger RNA from Exophiala dermatitidis NIH/UT8656, 2717 nucleotides. Its product is annotated as phosphoesterase. The transcript has a single exon. Gene Ontology annotation, molecular function: hydrolase activity. Lineage: Eukaryota; Fungi; Ascomycota; Eurotiomycetes; Chaetothyriales; Herpotrichiellaceae. The record is from RefSeq and is a predicted model, not a curated record. The coding region runs from base 1529 to 2563 and encodes 344 amino acids.